This is a messenger RNA of Leucoraja erinaceus (little skate), 1755 nucleotides long. RefSeq names its product T cell leukemia homeobox 2 (gene tlx2). Gene Ontology annotation, cellular component: nucleus. Gene Ontology annotation, molecular function: RNA polymerase II cis-regulatory region sequence-specific DNA binding; DNA-binding transcription factor activity, RNA polymerase II-specific. The transcript has 3 exons. The coding region runs from base 832 to 1752 and encodes 306 amino acids. The record is from RefSeq and is a predicted model, not a curated record. Gene Ontology annotation, biological process: regulation of transcription by RNA polymerase II; animal organ development. NCBI's taxonomy places the organism in Eukaryota, Metazoa, Chordata, Chondrichthyes, Rajiformes, Rajidae.
AAGCGUUUUUUUUUUAAUUCCUUGUUCCUCGCCCCUAAUGGUCACGCUGGAGUUGCAGGGUUGUUGUUUUUUUUCCCCCCUUGCUGUUAGUGUUUUAUUUUUCUUGCAGCAAAUGGGUCGGUGCAAAUAUUCGGGGCGCGCACCGCCAAUUCUUCAAGCGGCGGCCAAUGGCGAUUGAGACCCCUGGGGAAUUGAGGUGUGUGGUGAAUGGGACCAAUCGCCGUCGGGGAUCGCCCAGAUCCCGGCCUCCGAUAGGGUGCCCGGCCCGUCAAUCAUGGCGGCCGGCGGCCAAUGGGGUGCGAGGACCCCGGAUUUUCGCCGCCGCGUCUCUCUCUCUGUCUCUCUCUGUCUCUCUCUAUCCCUCUCUCUCUGGGUUCCCCAGCAGAAACUUGGACCUUGCAACUCUGCACAGGCGAGAUGCACCCUAAUUAUUUUUGGCUUCGCUGUUUUCUUUUCCAAUGCACCCAGAUCUGGAGGAGGAAGAUUUAAACCAAAAAAUACAAACUCAGUGGUGGGGGAGAGGGAGAGGGAGGGGGAGGCCUUCAAACCUUGCACCGUGUGGAUUUAUUUUGUGUGUUUUUUCCACACAAAAAAACUUUUCUCGUUCAAUUUUGCAGAGACAGACAGAGGAAGCAGUUUUUGGUGUUUAAGAAGGAACUGCAGAUGCUGGAAAAUCGAAGGUAUACAAAGCAGUUUUUGGUGGUGACACAGAGAGAGAGAGAGACUGAUUUUUAAAUUGUUAUUUUGCUUUUUCGUUUUUUGGUGUGUGUGUGUGUGUGGGGGGAAAUAACACGAACACAAGACCAGCGACCGUUCGGGUGGAAGGACACCAUGGAUCAUUCUGCAAUUGAGCAAACGCACCCGCACGAACACGAACCCAUCAGUUUCGGCAUUGAUCAGAUACUCAACAACCCGGACGCGGGCAGCUGCAUGCACGCCAGCAGGAUGGCCGAUUCGGAUUACCACCUCGCAGCCAGCGCGUACAACUCUCACAUGGCGGACGGCGGCUACGCCAAUGCUUACAACAACGCCUGCGGUAUGGUCGGGCUGCCAGGAUCCUAUAAUGUUAACAUGUGUAUGAACAUGAACGUAAGUAUGAAUAUGAAUCUUAAUAUGAACAGCGGGGCCGGGGUGAUCCGAGUGCCCGCACACAGACCCAUGGCUCAUCCACAACUCUCGGCCGGUUUGCCGACAGUACCUUGUAUCCCCAAUCUGGGCAACGUUGCAAACAUGUCCACUUUAACUUUUCCGUGGAUGGAGAGCAGCAGACGCUUUGCGAAAGACAAAUUAACAGCCGCACUGUCCCCCUUCACCGCCGCCAGGAGGAUCGGACACCCCUACCAGAACCGCACCCCUCCCAAGCGGAAGAAGCCCAGGACCUCGUUCAGCCGCCUGCAGAUCUGCGAGCUGGAGAAACGCUUCCACCGGCAGAAGUACCUGGCCUCGGCCGAGAGGGCAACGCUGGCCAAGGCCCUCAAGAUGACCGACGCCCAGGUCAAGACCUGGUUCCAGAACAGAAGGACCAAGUGGAGGAGGCAGACGGCCGAGGAGCGAGAGGCCGAGAGGCAGCAGGCGAACCGGCUGAUGAUCCAGCUUCAACAAGAGGCCUUCCAGAAAUCGCUGACUCAGCCCCUCCACCAGGACACGCUGUGCGUCCACAACGCCUCUCUCUACGCCCUGCAGAACCUCCAGCCCUGGGCCGACGACGGGACCAAAAUCACGUCCGUUACCUCUGUGGCUUCCGUGGUCUGACCC